CGAUACAUUAGAGGUCUGUGUUGCAUUCAACAAGCAAUAAGCAUUUUAGUAGCGGUAAUACGCUGAGUCGGUACUCGGUUCGAAGGAUUGACUGAUCAAUUAAAAUUGAAUCACUGACGUAUACGUGGGCGGUAUCAAAACAUUCAAAUCCAUGUGUGUUGUGUUUCUACAUAGCUGUAACAAUUAUUUUAAAAAAAUAUAUAAAAUAAACUCAAAAUGAAAUAAAGAUCAGUGUAAUUUUUCAUUAGAUUUUCUGUCAAUAUUCAAUUAAAACAAAAAAAAAAUCGAUUUUGUGCGUAUCUUUAUAAAUUUUGUUAAGUAUGACGGCAUCCGCUAUGAUUGAACUGGAAUCCUGGAUUAUUUAUCAGUGUGUCCUCAAUGAGUGUCAUGUAUCCAGCUCCUGAGCCGAGAAAAUAGUUUAGCUUCGGGUUUUUUUAAUAAUCUCCAUGGUAGCCACGUCAAUGGAGGGCAGCGCUUGGUGCGCGCGAGACAUCUCCCUCCGGGCGCAGAAGAAGUUCCUCUCCCGCGUUGGGGGAACGGCCAGCGCAAGAGCUCUGGUCCUCGACGAGCAUGCUGCCAAACUGUUUGAUCAGUUCCUCAUAGUCCUCCGACAGCGCAUAGAGAAAAGAGAAGCAGAGAAGCUGGUGAAGCACGUGAUCAAAUGUGCUGUGAAGCUCGGAGUGCUGCGGAGACAUGGUCAACUCUCCGCCGCCGAUGAGAGGGCACUAGCUGCCUUUAGAUCCAAGUUUCAUACGGUACUAAUGGCGGUGGUGUCAUUCUCCGAAGUAGAUUUCUCAUACGACAGAAACUUUCUACUAGAUGCCCUGCGUGAGUCUCAUCAAUCAAUCAAGUCAGUAGUGGAGCGGCAUUUGUCAGACAAAUCAGUGUCGCGAUUGGCCGGGGUAUUCAGUAUCAUAUCUCGAGGUGAUCUCUUGGAUUCUCUCUUCGCGGGACAAAUAGACGAAGACGUCCUCAAACUUACCAGGAUGCUUCGGAAAGAGUUGGAUCGGGGCCUGCUUUAAGCUGAACAGAGUGAAGUUCUGUGCCGUCCUAUUAAUUUGGCGUAAUGCGCCUUUCUUCUUGGCUUUUAGAUGUCCUAGUGUCUUUGAAGGCUAGUUUGUGAGCUGUUUGAAGGAUUCUUACGCGAAAGCUUUGAAAGCUAUUCUAAUGAAGGUUGUCAGAAUGUUUUGAAAGCUGGAUUAGACUGAGGCAAUUUUCAAAUGUUGAUCACGAUCCAAAUCAUGCAGAAUCAAUUGUAAGCAGAAACAUAAGAAAAGUAAACAUUAAUUGUCGAUUCCCUUAUACUUUAGAUAACAUAAAUGCUGAUUUGCAUCCUGCUUUUAAAAACAAAUGCAUUAUUGCCUCAGUCAUACACAGAGACUUUCUACACUGCCUGUAUCGAAUUGCUUCGACUGUAUUUUAGGAAUCUCUAACGUCGACAAAAUACAAAUGCACACUAUGAUUGAUAUUAUCAUGUUUAAGUAUUACUACUUUGUACGAUGUAUGCUCUCUUUUUAAGUGUUUUUUGUAGAUUCAAGUCAUAUCAUAAGUUUUAAGGCGUAGCCUCCACGAGCGAAAAUAAGUAGCAUCGCGGUGUUUCGGAGUAUAGUCUCAGUGUAGUGAUAUGACUCGCUACGGAAACGCCUCAUAUCUUCUCGGUUGUCGCCGAUUCGUUGAACAAUUUUUUUGAAUAGAGUACGUAUGGCCGUAGUAUUUACGUAGGUCAGACAGACCUAGCAGCAAGAGUGCGACGUUCCUCGGCGAGUUUGCUACGAGGAUGCCGCGUUUAGUGACGGACUCCGAUAUGUUGAUAAUUUGCUCGCAUUCAGCUGCUCGUCGUACUGUUGCCAUAACAUCACCGUGUGGAGGGAUGUUCUUACUAGAAUUAGUGUAUACAUACAAUUGGCACAAUGACAAUGUCACUCGCUUGUGGAAGUGUCGCCUUACCAUUGUAUAAACAAUGGGUGGCAAAGAUGUCUACUGUUAGUGAAUAUUUUAGGUGUUUUGGUGUGAGUAGUUUAACUAAAAGCUCUCUUUAAAUUUUUAUAUUUAUACGUUACCAACUUCGAAGAGGAAAAGGAACCUUUAUAUUAUUAUAAACGCUUUGUUAUCUAAUUUACAAGUCUGUGAAGUUUUAAACAAAAAUGUAAUUGAAUGCUCACAAAAUCUUUUUAUUUUUUACUUAGCUUGCCGUGGAAAUUUGCCUAUAUUUGUUUUUUAUUUAGUUGACUAUAAAUUAAUUAGUUUAAAAUCGUUACCAUAAAACGACACCAAAAUUUAAGUAGUCAUUAUUUUUAAUACUUUAUCUAUAAAUACAUCUAUAAAAACAUUUGAUUUGACUGAUAAAGUAAAAGGAGAAUUCAUUUAAAAAUCAGAUUUAGUAACACUAACGCACACUGGUGUCUAGAUAAUUGUUAAGUAAUGGUCAUUAUUUUAAAUAUCAAGUUAUGAUUUGAAUUCUUUUAUAAAAGCCUACAAAGCAUGAAAACAGAUACUAUAUUAUGUACAUUACAAAAAAUCAUUCUUAGAUAACAUGUUCACUAACGAAUGUUAUACCGUUUCGUAUGUAUACAAUUUCGUAGUUCGUACACAUACUGUAGAAAUGGGGAAAGAUGAAACAAAUUACUUACACAGUAAAAAAUCAUGUUUGUAUAAUUUGCUUUAUAAUUAUUUUGUUUCUAAUUCAAUAUUGGUAAUAGUUUUGAUUUUAUGCCAGUCGUAUUUAUAUAUUUUUAAUUUAUUUUGGCAAAUUAACGAUUUAUAUCGACAUACAUGUUAGCACUAUUAAUUAUAAUAUGAUUAUUCUUAUGAUUAAUGUAGUGUUAUCUGUAGAUGUUUAGGGCUAAGCUCACUUUAAGGCAAUAAUUUGCAUGAAACUAAUAUUCAAGUAGUUAUAAGUUUAAAUUAUGCUUAACUUGCUCAUAUUACUUCUAUGAUCUUUUUUAUAAUCUUGCCUAAUAUUAUCUACGAAUAUUUGAUAUAUUUUGCAUUUAUAAUUUAUAGUUAGCAAUGGUUACCAUAAUUAUAUUUGUAAGAUACCACAUGACAAUAUUUUAGCUAAGCUUUGGUGGUGAUUUAUGGUUCACGAAUAACGUAGAUGUUUUGAAGCACGCAUGCUUAUAAAAUACUUUUAUAAAUUCUAUUGUGUUUGAGUUUUCAAACUUAAAUUAUAUGUCAUAAUUGAAAAUAAUAGUCGUUUGUUAACACUCAAAUUAUUUGAAAUUUUAAAAAGUUAAUCUCACACAAUAUCUUUUAUGAAAUCAUGUCGAGAUAACAAAAUAAUUUAACGGAUAACUAACUUAUUUGUGUGCAAUAAUUGUGUUAAUGAAAGACGAUAGUAACGGUUGUUGUUUUUUUUUCAAUUUAUAAUCUUUAUAUGCUCGUUUUCUGUAAAUGUAAGUAAAUAAUAAGCACCGUAUGUAUAUCGACAGUACUUGCACAUGUAUCUACACAUAUCUAUAGUAAAACUUAUAUUAUUCUUUACCUGAAGCAUAGCGGAGUCUUUUUAUCGUCAAGUAAGCAUUGCGUUUUGGUUAGAAGGGUGCCUUACGGUAGAGAGCAUUAUCGUGGUGCUGAUUAGAAUUUAAAGUUUUUAAGAAACUGUGCGUCACAGCUUUGUAGUGAGCAGGGCUUACAAUAAGUGAUAUGCCCCGCUCACUGGUAAGCCAUCAAGUGAGGCCUUAAAAGUCGAAUGAAAUAACGCGUCUUGCCAUAAAAUAAAUGUAAGAUUAACGAGCUAUGCAAGGAUAAACAAGCAGAACAACUGUACGGCACCCAACAGCCUUUGAUACAAUAUUAAAAUAAACGAUAAGAAUAUUAUCUAGUUUGACGAACUUUACUGGAUUUUUUGCGUGACAUGUAUUCAGCAAAAUAAGGCGUACCAAGACGUGCUGUUGAAUUUUUAGAUCGCACAAUACUAAAGAAUCCGCUGGUGUGUUAACAUAACAAUAUAAAAAGUAUUUGUAUUUAUAUAUUGGUGUGUGUAAUACUAUUAUUGUUUUAAGUAUAAUUUAUUUACCACAACUUUGAAUAUAUAAUUACUCUUGUUAUAUAAUAUUUAUAUUAAUAUAAGGUUUGUCACGGACAAUCACGUCGAGACCGGCGAUUUGAUAAUAAUCUAUAUCUAGUUCGAAUUACUUCUAAACUUACCUUCUUCUACUCAGCUUCUAAUUUUACAGAAAAAGAAAUAUAUCAACUCGUAUGUUUUUGGUAAAAUUUACAUGAAUAAGAUUUGUGAAUAAUAUUUUAUAUCAACCUUGUCGAAUGUUUAUAGAAUACAUAACGUUGGACCAAACUACACGCAACAUAUCUGAAUCACAUAUGAAUUAGGAAUGCCAUAAUAUAUUUGUCACAUCACUUAGGUUUAAAAUAAUAUGUGAUUAUCCCAUCAUGAACCUUAUAUAGUAGCUAUGAUUCAGAAUAUACUUUAUUAAAUCUGGAGUUGCGCUAAACAAUUCUUAAUUAAGCCGAGAAACGCCAAAAAAAAUCAUUAUAAACAUGAAAAACGCACCGCACGUUGUAUCCGAGUGGUGUAGUGUCCUUUAUGCUAAAGGAGACUACAUAAGAUAGAUUGUUUAUGCAUAUCAUAAUAUUGAUAAAUAGUAAUGUUGCUUCGUAUCACUUUGUACUAGUUAUAUUUAUUUUUAUUUAUGUUAAUUUAUACUUAUCUUAUAAUGCUCUGUAAAAUUGUUUUUCUGACAAUAUUUCAAGUUAAUAAUUUUCUCUUUCAUUUUUAUCUAAUUAAUUAAGCUUAAUAUUACCAUACUUUAUCAAUUAAUGCCAAUUUUGACUUAUUCUAUUUCAUAAUAACAAAUGCCACCGUCCUACAGCUUAGGUAUUGAUGGUAAAUAAUCAUAAACGAUUUUUUUAAUAAAUUGUUCUCAAAAGGAUUAUUAAAAUAUUAAAUCAAACCAGAUUUUCAUUUGUACUUGUGUAAAGGUCACUUCUGUAAUUAUUCAGCGUAAAGUAGAGUACAGGUGAGAAGUGCAGUGUAACGGAAUACCGUUACACUAGAUAUACACAUUCAAUAUAUCACACUUGAUACUUCACAUUUCAUAAUUUCUUAUAAAGUCUUUUGACAGUACAGUUUACAUCUGUAUAGUAUUUAUCACUAAAAAGUCACUAUUUAACUGACAAUAUUUUGUUAAUGUGCACGUCUCUUAAUGUUUUAUUUAAUAUCAAUGUAGGUUAAGGCGUAUGUACCUACACUAGUCUUUUUAAAAUGAAAUAAGGUUUUUUCAAAUUUCUUAGCAUAAAAUUAUUUCUCCAAUGCGUUUAAUGUUGCAAUGUUCUUUUCAUUCUUUUUUAUGCUAAUAGAAAAUUGUAUCCCAAAUAAAUAUUUUUUUUUUAUCUCGCUAAAGUCGAGCAUAAUUUUCUUGUGGAUCGACAACACAAAAAUGCCUAUUUAGCCUGCUUAGAUGUUCCAAAACCAAGAUAUACUGUAUGUCCAGAUAUUGACCAGAUUAACAUCGCUAUAGAGUGACAAUAAUUAUAUUAUUGAUUUGCCAUUAGUUUUUUGUAAGAAUAUUAUUAUAAUAAUAAUUAUGAAAUAAUAUUGAUUAAUACUCAAGGAAAUUCUGUCAAAGUGUGGUAGAAUCAGAUUAAAAAGUAGUAUUGAAAUGAUUAGUGCCCAUUGUAAGUAAUAACCAAAUACGAAUUUGCUGUAUUUGUAUAAGCAGCCUAGCGAAACUCUCUAAGACAAAAGCUGUUCACUUAAUUGUAUGAAACGUGCAGGGAUUGACAGAUGACGGCUAUAAUUUUGUUAGAAACGGAGAUUGACGAAAUCCACUAAGUCUUAAACAACUGUUCGCUUUCAAACUUAGCCGGAAUAUACUUCGUCGCCACAUUGAAAUGACUAUUUUAAACCUAUGUCAAAACUCACUGCAUGUCAAUACAAAACUAAAUUUUAAUUUUCACUUAAUUACGUAGUAUUUACAUCCUCUUUGGUAUAAGUGUGACAAAAUAUAAUUGAGAGGGACAGAAACAGAUCGGGUGUCUGAUUCGUCAACCCUUUUUUACCUCCUGAGUUACUACCUAUUCUAAAGUAAAAUAUCUUUCGGACUUUAUAUUUUUUGUAAAUCGUAUAGUCAUGUAUACAGCAGAUAUGCAACCAAAAAUACGUUGCCCAUAUUAGGUCUGAUACUUUUUAUUUGUUUAGUAUUAUUAUGAUCCUACGUGAUAAAUUAUUAUUUAACUUAUAAUUUUAGUUCCCGCUGUGAUCGAUCUGUUACAUUAGGUAUUGUUUACAAAGCACGUUUGCUUAACCUAUUUAGUAUGUACCUAUGUAUUCAAUCUCACAUAUGAUGAAAAGGUCACAUUUGUAGAUAUUGUCGUCUUGUAUGGAACAAGUGUAUUGUUUGUAAGAUUUGAUAUCAAAAUAUACAAUAAACAUUA
This is a messenger RNA of Leptidea sinapis, 6393 nucleotides long. RefSeq names its product tumor necrosis factor, alpha-induced protein 8-like protein 2 A (gene sigmar). Gene Ontology annotation, biological process: regulation of apoptotic process. NCBI's taxonomy places the organism in Eukaryota, Metazoa, Arthropoda, Insecta, Lepidoptera, Pieridae. The transcript is spliced from 6 exons. Bases 447 to 1022 code for a protein of 191 amino acids. Gene Ontology annotation, cellular component: cytoplasm. The record is from RefSeq and is a predicted model, not a curated record.